AUGWACGGACACUCCGAGGCAUUGGCCUGGAAUGAUAAUGUGGGAGAGUCGAUUCCCGCUGAUACGCCACAUGCCGUGAGCGUCUCGUUACCCACAUGGAAAGCCAAUGUGGCGUAUGAAGAAGGCGAUCAAUCCGUCGUCGACAAGAUGCAAACGGGUUAUCCCAGGUUUUUCAUCCACAAAUCGAUCCAGAAACUGGCCCAAGAUAUCCUCAGCCACCAUGGCCACCCUCAAACGGAACAGGCCAUGCUCUUCCCCACCCCACAGUGUGCCACCAGAUGUCGAGACUUCCUCCUCCGCCAAAAUCGAGCAGUCGAUCCUUCCUUGGUCCGUCAACUCGACUUUAUCCCUCAUCCCGAGCAAGCCGCCACUGCAGACCCCACCAAGGUUCUCCCCCACAUCUCCGCCGUCAUCUUCCCCGCCGUCCUCUGGCCCACCGCCAAGUCCUUCUGGCAGCACACAGGAGAGGGCGUUCAAUCCCGCCGCGCCGAGUUCUGCCAAAAGGCAUUCGACGACCACUUUCUGGUGGUGGAAAAGUCGUCGGCUCCAAUCCGUGUGACCAAGGGACCAAAACGCUAUCAACGACAAACAUCAACCGACCUGACGGGAGCAACAACCAAACAUACAAAUGGCGACCAUUCUCACGACCUCACAAUCGACACGGCUUCCGACUUUGUGGAAGCCCGCUUUGGCCGCAAUCUCGACCUCUCCUUCUCCCGCUCCGCCAAGCUCGCCAUCCGCAAACGCAUCGCCGGAUCUCUCACCACCCACAUCGACCACCCGACCGCAACUCCCUCCCCCAUGCUUCGCUCCGAAGGUCUUCCGUCCUUCUCUCUCAGUGACAUCUACCUCUACCCCUGUGGAAUGAAUGCCAUCUUUCACUCCCAUCAAAUCUUAAUGGCCGCCCGCGGAGCAUCCACCAGCAUCAUGUACGGAUUCCCCUACGUCGACACCCUCAAAGUCCUGGAGAAAUUCGGGCCCGGAGCCCUCUUCUACGGCUUCGGAAACACAGACGACAUUAACGCUCUCGAAAAACGGCUCCAAAGAGGAGAGAGAUUCAUGGCCCUCUACCUCGAAUUCCCCGGAAACCCCCUCCUUCGCACGCCCGACCUCCACCGUCUCCGCCAUCUCGCAGACACCUACUCCUUCGCAAUUGUAGUCGACGAAACCAUCGGCAACUUCCUCAACGUCCACCUCCUCCCUCUCGCAGACAUCAUCGUCUCCUCCCUCACCAAAGUCUUCUCCGGCGACUCCAACGUCAUGGGCGGCGCUCUCAUCCUCAAUCCACGAGGAGCAUUCUACCAGAAACUAAAAGACAUCCUCGAAGAAACCUACCAAGACAACGUCUUCGAAGAAGACGCCAUGUACCUCGAGCGCAACUCCCGCGACUUCGUCUCGCGCAUCGCACGCAUCAAUUCCAACGCCAGCAUGCUCGCCCACCUCCUCUCCACCUCGCCCAAAAUCCACAAAGUCCACUACCCGGAACUCUCCGAUACCAAACCCUUCUACGACGCCUGCAAACUCCCCUCGGGCGGCUACGGCGGCCUCGUCUCCGCCAUCUUCCACUCGGUCGGCGACGCGGAGAUUUUCUUCGAUUAUUUGGAAGCUGCUAAAGGACCGAGUCUCGGCACGAAUUUCACUCUUGCGUGWCCGUUUGUUUUGCUGGCGCAUUUUGCUGAGCAGGAGUGGGCGRGAGGGUUUGGGUGUCCCGUGGAGUUGGUGCGGUUUAGUGUGGGAUUGGAGGAUCCCGAGACGUUGAGGGGGAUUUUUCAGAGGGCUUUGGAUGCUGUUCCGGAGAGGAGGGAGUUGAGUGGGUUGGAGAAGAAUGGGGAGYGAGAGAUUGAGGGAGCGUGGGGUUGA
Ramularia collo-cygni is the source of this 1860-nucleotide messenger RNA. RefSeq names its product related to O-succinylhomoserine (thiol)-lyase. Gene Ontology annotation, molecular function: pyridoxal phosphate binding; cystathionine gamma-synthase activity. The transcript is spliced from 3 exons. NCBI's taxonomy places the organism in Eukaryota, Fungi, Ascomycota, Dothideomycetes, Mycosphaerellales, Mycosphaerellaceae. The coding region runs from base 1 to 1860 and encodes 619 amino acids. The record is from RefSeq and is a predicted model, not a curated record. Gene Ontology annotation, biological process: transsulfuration.